Messenger RNA from Malania oleifera, 3500 nucleotides. Its product is annotated as clathrin interactor EPSIN 2. The transcript has 14 exons. NCBI's taxonomy places the organism in Eukaryota, Viridiplantae, Streptophyta, Magnoliopsida, Santalales, Ximeniaceae. Gene Ontology annotation, biological process: endocytosis. Gene Ontology annotation, molecular function: clathrin binding; phospholipid binding. The coding region runs from base 383 to 3100 and encodes 905 amino acids. The record is from RefSeq and is a predicted model, not a curated record. Gene Ontology annotation, cellular component: plasma membrane; endosome; clathrin vesicle coat.
UUGAAGUUUUAAUGAAUUAAAAUAUAAUGAAGCCUUAACUCGCUGCGUGGAAGCUGCGCUGUCUCGUUCUCUUCUCCCUCUCUCUGCCCGCUUCUCUUCUCCCUCUCUCUUUAAGUCCGUAUUCUAGGAGAGAGAAACAAAAGCCCCGUAUCUUCAUCAAAUACGGCAUAGGACUUGAGGAGCUCUUCGCAAUUUCCGCUCCUCGUCCGUCCCUGCUUCUCCCUCUCUCUCCGCCAUAGCUCUCUUUCUUCGUGUACCAGAACCUGCACUAUCCUCACCCUCGGAUCCGGCCUUUAAUCUCCGAACUAUAUUGCUACAAUUCCAUCAGGUGUUGAGGCCAUCUUCAGCUGAAUAAGACACUGCAUUUUGAGCUGUUGCUAGUAUGAAGAAAGCCUUUGAUCAAACUGUUAGGGACCUUAAGAGAGAGGUGAAUAAGAAAGUCCUUAAAGUUCCUAGUAUAGAACAGAAGGUUCUUGAUUCUACUAGUAAUGAGUCAUGGGGCCCUCAUGGAUCACUUCUAGCUGAUAUUGCACAAGCUACCAGAAACUAUCAUGAGUACCAAAUGAUCAUGGGAGUGAUCUGGAAGCGGAUCAAUGAUACUGGCAAGAAUUGGCGACAUGUCUAUAAGGCUUUGAUUGUUUUAGAAUACCUGGUCGCCCAUGGGUCAGAGCGUGUCAUUGAUGAGAUCAGGGAGCAUUCAUACCAAAUAUCUACGCUGUCCGAUUUUCAAUAUAUUGAUUCCAGUGGUAGGGACCAGGGAAGCAACGUCAGAAGAAAAUCUCAGAGCCUUGUGGGCCUAGUGAAUGAUAAAGAAAAGAUACAAGAAGUUAGGCAGAAGGCUGUUGCUAACAGGGACAAGUUUCGUGGUGCAUCCUCAACAGGGGGAAUGUACAGGCCCAGUUCAUAUUCCAGUACUGGAGGAUAUGGUGACCGAUAUGAUGAUGAUCGUUAUGAAGGCCGUUGGAGCAGAGAAGAUGAUCGAAAUGGCUAUGGGAGAGAAAGAGAAUGGGGCUAUAGGGAUGAUGAUAGGUAUGGUAAAAAUGGGGACCCAUAUGGUCGUGAUGUUGACCGCUAUAGUAGAGAUUCUGAUGAACGUGAUGGAAGAGAUAGUUACAGAGAUGAUGAUUUCCGGGGAAGAAGUCGAAGUGUUGAUGAGUAUCAGUAUGGAUCAAGGAGUAGGAGCUCUGAUAGAGGUCGUGCUUAUGAUGAUGAUGGUCAAUAUUCAUCUCGAGGAAGUGGUGCCAGGGCUGAUGAUCAAUCUCAGGAUGGAAGGAGACUGGACCGGAAAUUUUCUGAACAAAAUCUUGGUGCGCCCCCCAGUUAUGAGGAAGCAGUAAGUGACGCUCGAAGCCCUGUUCAUAAUGACAGGGAUGGAGAAAAUAAGGCAGCAUCUGCUCCUAAGCCAUCUUCUCCACCUAUAAGCAGUGGUCCAAGCCAACCAACCAUUGCUCCUGGCAAUUCAGUAUCUCCGGUGAACCAGGGAGUUGAUGCUUUUGAUGAAUUUGAUCCACGUAGUUCAGUUACAGCUGCCCUGCCUGCAUCAAAUGGUGCUGAAAUGGACUUGCUUGGUUCUCUGUCUGAUUCAUUUUCUUCGAACUCAUUGGCUAUCGUGCCAGCUACAUCUGGAACUGCAAAUGUUGAAGUUGAUGCCCAUGUAAACUCCGGUCAUGGACCUACAUUUGCAGUAGCAUCAUCAGCGCCAUCUGUUAUAAACCAGGGUUUUGAAGAUCCAUUUGGUGACUCUCCUUUUAAAGCUAUCCCAUCUUCAGAAAAUGCACCCACUCAACCCCAGAAUUUUGCUUCUACAGCUUCCUUUCAGGUUUCUAUGAACCCAAUUUCUGAAUUGCCCCAAACAGUUGCUCCAAAGGUGGAUGCAGUCCCGAACAUGGACUUUGGGGACACUUUUCCUGGCAUAACUUAUACCACAUCGAGUGUCCCCACCACCCAAUUUUCAACAAACUCUCAGUUUUUGCCACAGGAGCCAGCCAACAGUCAACUUCCUUCAACAAACCCACAGUUUCUGCCACAGGAGUUGCCACCUUCACAUCAGGAGACUGACAUUCUAGCAGAUAUUCUCCCACCAUCUAGCUAUUCACCUGUUCUGGCUCCUCAGGCGGCUUUUCCUGCUCCAGCUGGCCAACCCGUGCAGCCAAGCACUAAUGUUCCUGGAGGCUUGCUUUCCGAGGCAGGUUAUACAACUCCAGUAGCUUCACACAUGGUUCCCCAAACUCAACCUGGACCUGCUGCACUGUAUAACAGUGGCAACUUACUUCCACAGCCUCCUCCUUCAGAAUCCAUGGCUUUUCAAACUGCUCUUCAAGCUCCAAGUGGAUCAAUGCUACAGCAGAGCAGUCUUCAGCAGGUUGGUUCUGUGGCCCCCAUGGCUUCACAAGCUGCUCUCCAACCUCCAACUGGACCAUUACCGCGACAGAACAGUGAUCCCUUGGGUAGUUUAAUUCCCCAAGCAGGACAAACUGCACCCAUGGCUUCACAGCCACCUCUCAAUCCAUCGAGAUCUCUUGAUAUGGUUUCGCAGACAUCUAAGGAUAAAUUUGAGCUCAAGUCAACAGUUUGGGCGGACACUCUGAGCCGUGGACUAGUCAAUUUGAAUAUAUCUGGACCUAAAAUCAAUCCAUUGGCUGAUAUUGGAAUUGAUUUUGAUGCGAUUAAUCGAAAGGAGAAGAGGAUGGAAAAACCUGCUGCAGCCCCUGUUACAUCUACUAUUACCAUGGGUAAAGCUAUGGGAUCUGGCUCUGGGAUUGGCCGUGCUGGUGCCGGUGCCCUUAGGCCUCCACCAACCCCUAUGAUGGGUUCUGGGAUGGGCAUGGGUAUGGGAAUGGGUAUGAGUGGUGCUCCUCCUGGUGCGGGCAUGGGCAUGAACAUGGGCAUGGGAGGUUAUGGAGGCGGCAUGAAUCAACAACAUAUGGGCACGGGUAUGGGAAUGGGAAUGGGGAUGGGGAUGGGGAUGGGGAUGGGGCAAGGAGUCCAAAUGCAACCACCAACCGGAGCACCUCCUGGAUCUACCAUGCCUGGUGGUUAUAAUCCGUCAAUGGGGAGUGGUUUUGGGGGUCAACAACCAUAUGGUGGCAGCUAUCGAUGAAAUUGACCUCCCUGAUCGUAAAUUUAAUGAAAAUACCUGUCAGGCGGGAGAUAAUUUUUUUGGCAUGGCGCACUUGCAAUGACUUCGUUUUUUGACAAUUUCAAAUUUACACUCCCACCGCCAGCAUCCAUUCAGAGCCUGCUGUAUUGUCGUCAUUAGCUGUAGUUUCCUGUGAAGAGCAUGUAGUGAUGUAUGUUUAUUCAUCUCCUUGAGGUUUUCUCACUUUUGUUUUGUUCUCGCCUUUGCUUGCCUAUUUUUGGGUCAUGGGUUUGGGUGCACUUCUCUGUUUCGGCUGUUGUGACGUUUGUGUAUCAAUGGGAACAACUGUUUGCCAGCUGUAUUUUUUUUUUUUUUUUUGAUAUCCUGUUUCAUAUAUAUAUAUAUAUAUUUUUUGGGACUA